This is a messenger RNA of Arxiozyma heterogenica, 810 nucleotides long. It is a transcript of the gene YIH1, whose product is annotated as Yih1p. The transcript has a single exon. Gene Ontology annotation, biological process: regulation of translational initiation; GCN2-mediated signaling. The record is from RefSeq and is a predicted model, not a curated record. The coding region runs from base 1 to 810 and encodes 269 amino acids. NCBI's taxonomy places the organism in Eukaryota, Fungi, Ascomycota, Saccharomycetes, Saccharomycetales, Saccharomycetaceae. Gene Ontology annotation, cellular component: cytoplasm. Gene Ontology annotation, molecular function: protein binding.
AUGGAAACAGAUAAAGAACAACAAUUAGAAGAAAUUGAGGCCAUUGAGGCAAUCUACCCUGAAAAUAUAAUAGAAAAGACUUCUAAUUCAACUAUAAUUCGUUUGAAAGUACCACAGCAUGAACAUAUUCAUUUGCAAAUAUCCCUACCACCAAAUUACCCUUCUGUUUCCUCUCCAAAUAUUUUAGAUGUCAAUCUGGAUAAAGAUUACAAUAGAGAGGCCUCAUUAUAUGAUGUUAAAUAUUUACGUAAUCUGUUUCAAGAAGUAAUGGAUUCUGUGUUCCAUAAAAAAUUAGUUUGUAUUUUUGACUUUUUGACCGAGUUGGAUGGAAUUCUGUAUGCAGAAGACGGACAAGACAAUGAGGCAAUCGAGUCUGAUUCUAUAGAUAUAAAUGAAAGAGUCCCCUCUGAUCCAUUUGAGGGAUGGAUUGCAUCUGAUCCAAUUACAGACAGAGGUUCUACAUUUAUGGCCUUUGCUACGCAUGUGAACUCAGAGGAAGAAGCGUUUAAAAAAUUGGAUAUGAUUAGGACAGACAAUAAAAUGAGGAAAGCAGCUCAUAUAAUGAGUGCCUGGAGGAUUAAAAGUGCGGAUCCUAAUUCAAACGUGGCAUACCAAGAUUGUGAUGAUGAUGGGGAGACCGCAGCCGGCUCACGAAUGUUACAUUUGAUAACUAUUAUGGAUGUUUGGAAUUGUAUGGUGAUUGUUGCCCGUUGGUUUGGUGGUACACACAUUGGACCUGAUAGAUUUAAACACAUUAAUUCCACUGCAAGAGAAGCAGUAAUAAGAGCUGGGUUUGAAACAAAAAAAUAA